CCUCACUGGAGCAGUACCACUUUACGACGCUCGUGAUUUUUUUCACUUAUCAGUACCCUACUCUGCGGAACAGUACUAAUAAUUAGCAGUAUUUUUUUUUUGUGCAAUAUCGCGCCGGCAGUGUUUUGAUUAGUUUAAUUUGAGUGCAUUUUUUUUUUGAUAAUGUGGAUGUUUAACAAACAAGACUGAUUUUGGAUUGCAGUUUUUUAACAUUUAAUAUUAUUAAAAUGACGGGCCAGCGUAGUAAUGGUGUUAAUAGUGUUGAAAUGAAGGAUAUUGAAUUAAAUGAGAAACAAGUAAAACAAACUGAACACAACAGCUCCUCGUCGUUCUAUUGCGAAGAUGGCAAAGACGUCGAUACUUAUUUCGCAACCGACAAAAUCCAAAUUCCAGAAACAGAAAAGACCGGAUUCAGCUUUAGGAAACUGUGGGCAUUCACCGGGCCAGGUUUCCUUAUGUCCAUAGCUUACUUGGAUCCAGGAAAUAUAGAAAGUGAUUUACAGUCCGGAGCCAUAGGAAGAUACAGAUUAUUAUGGGUAUUGUUCGCCUCUACAAUUUUAGGAUUUGUUAUGCAGAGUCUCGCUACUAAAUUAGGUGUAGUAACAGGUUUACAUUUAGCCGAAAUGUGCCACAGACAAUACAAGAAAAUACCAAGACUGAUAUUAUGGAUAAUGAUAGAAAUCGCCGUCAUAGGAUCUGAUAUGCAAGAAGUCAUAGGAACAUCGAUAGCCAUUUACAUGCUCUCCAAUAAAGUAAUACCUCUAUGGGGUGGUUGUCUAAUAACAAUAGUAGACACAUUUACAUUUUUAUUCCUGGACAAAUACGGUCUGAGAAAACUGGAAAUGUUUUUUGCCUUACUCAUAGCAGUUAUGGGUGUUACUUUUGGAUAUGAAUAUGUGAUUUCUGGGCCUGACCCAAAAGACGUUACCAAAGGAUUAUUUUAUCCAUGGUGUGACCAGUGUGAUUCUUCAGUUCUCCUUCAGGCAGUAGGUGUAGUAGGGGCUGUAAUAAUGCCUCACAAUCUCUACUUACACUCGGCUCUAGUAAAGUCGAGAAAUAUCAACAGGCAAGACCCUAAGAAAAUUAACGAAGCGAAACUUUAUUAUUCGAUUGAAAGUGCUAUUGCUCUUUUAUGCAGUUUGAUUAUUAAUAUUUUCGUUGUGUCUGUGUUUGCUUUUGGAAUGUUUGGUACCACCAACAACGAAUUGUUGGAUAAUUGUAGCAACAAUACGCACAUGUAUGCAAUUGCGAAAGAUACAUUCGAGGCAAACGAUGACAUCGUAGAUGCGGAUAUUUAUAAGGGCGGAGUGUUUUUGGGCUGCACUUACGGUACAGCGGCCAUGAUUAUUUGGGCUGUAGGUAUAUUGGCUGCUGGACAAAGUUCCACCAUGACAGGAACUUAUGCUGGACAGUUCGCUAUGGAAGGUUUCUUGAAUCUUCAAUGGCCCAAAUGGAAACGAGUACUUUUCACUAGAAGCAUUGCCAUGGUACCAACAUUUUUUAUAGCCUUCUACAGUUCUCUCAAUGAACUCACUAGCCUAAAUGACUAUUUGAAUGCUGUGAUGAGUCUACAGUUGCCUUUUGCUCUACUGCCAACUAUCGCCUUCACAAGUAAUCCGAGAAUUAUGGGGAAAUUCGUAAAUGGACUAGGCUACAAAAUAACUUCGGUCCUUCUCACCAUCGUCAUUGUAACAAUCAACAUUUUCUUCGUUGUUAAUACCAUUCAGGAGUCGGAUUUCAGUAAUGGAAUUUUGGCUGUAAUAUUUGUACUGGCUGUGGGCUAUUUUAUUUUAGUAAUUUACACAAUGGUACAUAUGAUUGUAAGUUUUACGAAAGACAAUUGCGAAAAUGUUCAUUGGGUAAGGAAAUACUUUACUAUGCCUUUGAACGAAAAAAAUAGGCAUUAUGUCAAAUAGUGCCGGAAUCGACAGUCUACACAAUGAAUGAUAACAUUGUGUGAGUUGUAGUAUUUUUAAUAAAUUCAAUGAUUAUGAUAAAAAUAUUUUAAAAUUUAUGAAACCAGUUAUUGGCAGCUGUUUUGCCUUAUAGUACGAAUAAUGGACCAUUCUUGGUCCGAAACAACAUUUCUAGUCCAUAUUGAAAUUUUAUGAUUAGGAAUUUUUAUAUUUGUAUAUUUGUAAAUAUUAUUUUAAUAAAUUAUUAAUUAAUA
Messenger RNA from Ceutorhynchus assimilis (cabbage seed weevil), 2170 nucleotides. NCBI's taxonomy places the organism in Eukaryota, Metazoa, Arthropoda, Insecta, Coleoptera, Curculionidae. The record is from the annotation of a GenBank genome assembly.